Molecule: messenger RNA, 741 nt
Organism: Fraxinus pennsylvanica
Lineage: Eukaryota; Viridiplantae; Streptophyta; Magnoliopsida; Lamiales; Oleaceae
Source: the annotation of a GenBank genome assembly
AUGGCUGAGGAAGUUCAGUACAAUCAUCACAACAUUGAGAAGAAGAGCGAUGAGCCAUGCGAUUACGACCUCGCCGCCCCUGUCAAGGUUGAGGAGCAUGCGGCGCCAACGCCUGUGGAGGCUACCGACCGUGGGUUGUUUGAUUUCAUUGGGAAGAAAGGGGAAGAGAAGAAGUGUGAGGAGGAAGUGAUCGCCACUCAGUUUGAAGAGAAAGUGCAGGUCUCUGAACCAGAGUGCAAGAAAGAGGAAAAGGAAGAAGAGAAAAAACAUGAAGGCCUACUCCAAAAGCUCCACCGAUCAAGCAGCUCUAGCAGCUCUUCGAGUGAUGAGGAAGAAGUGGAAGAAGGAGGAGAGAAGAAGAAGAAAAAGAAGGGUUUGAAGGAGAAGAUCAAGGGGAAGAUAUCUGGUGAUAAAAAGGAAGAAGAGAAAAUUGAGAAGUACGAGAACACUUCUGUACCAGUAGAAAAAUGUGAUGAAAUACCAGUUCAUGAAGAAUCUGAGGAGAAGAAGGGCUUCCUAGAUAAGAUCAAGGAGAAACUUCCCGGCGGCCAAAAGAAGGCGGAGGAGGUUGAGGUGCCUCCACCGCCACCUCCGGCCGCCGUUGAGUGCGCCAACCCCGACGAAGAGGCCAAGGAGAAGAAGGGUUUCUUGGAUAAGAUCAAAGAGAAGCUCCCUGGGUACCACUCCAAGACUGAAGAAGAAAAGGAGAAAGAAAAAGAAAAGGAGUCAGCAUGCCAUUAA